GUCUUAAUUAGUAGGUAACUCAUUCUAGUGAGAUAUCUCGGAGAGGCACUAUGAAUACCUUGGCCACCUUUACGACACUUCUUCUGAUCGGGUUGGCGUCCACCAACUUAUUCUCAGAGGAAUCCGUCACUUACACCGGGGAGAAAGAUAUCACCAAAUUAGUCGUCAUAUUCAUAAGAGAACCGUUUAAAGACGGUGAAGCGACCUCCGCUUACGAAAAAAUCCAUGUCUUCUUCAUCGAAGAAGGAAAAGGCCUCUUUGUCUUGAAGAACAAACAAAUAACUAAUCUGCUCGAGAAUGGUAACGACAUCUCCACGACCUAUGACAUAAACAACACACAAUUAUACUUCGCAGCUUCCGAUGGCAUCUACAGCUUCAACAACCAAGAGAACAAAGCUGAAAAAUACGGAACAUUGACUGACAACACUGUUGCCGUCGCUAAGUAUUGGGGCACCAAUGAUUUAUACAUUCUAACAACAGAUAAUGUUGUAUACAAAGUCACUGAGGAUGGCACUAAAAAGGAAGAGAUAACCAAUGUAAAGGAUGCCCAACAAAUUGUGUUGGACUCGGCUAAUAAUUUGUACUUCGUGGAUAGUAAGAAACACGUCUAUGUUAGACUUGAUGUAGACGGUACUGUAAUGAGCAUUAUAGGUCUACCAGCAAAUCCUAAUGUACAGAUUAUGAGGGCACCAGAAAUUAUAAAGGAGGCUGUUGCAGUCAUGGGUGGUAAAAAAAAUUAUUUUGCAUUCGCAAAUGGCACAUCUAGAGCAGACUCAAUUUUAGACAAGCAUCCAAUUUUCGCCGUCAUUGUGAACGAGACGAGUGCCUUACUAUAUGCGAGUCAAAACAACAAAAUUUAUGAGUACGUGCAGGACAUGCUUCCUAUCGUGUACGACAGCAUGCAGGAUGAUAUGUUAUAAUUUUUGUCCAUUAAUCAAAACAAUUUUGCAGCGUAAUCCGACAGCUGUCUGCUUUCAUUUGGUACUAUACGACGUUUCCUUACAUAUCCCUUCUUGAUGGGCCUGUGGGACCUGGGAUUUUCGAUAUUGUUGGGCACGAAUUACGUCUCAGUGGCCCCUCAUAGGUCACUUAUCUCAGUUAUUUAUCGUGUUAGGGCAAUACAUA
Molecule: messenger RNA, 1125 nt
Organism: Ostrinia nubilalis (European corn borer)
Lineage: Eukaryota; Metazoa; Arthropoda; Insecta; Lepidoptera; Crambidae
Exons: 2
Coding region: 51-920 (289 amino acids)
Molecular function (GO): protein binding
Source: RefSeq, a predicted model, not a curated record